This is a messenger RNA of Ooceraea biroi (clonal raider ant), 534 nucleotides long. RefSeq names its product putative nuclease HARBI1. Lineage: Eukaryota; Metazoa; Arthropoda; Insecta; Hymenoptera; Formicidae. The record is from RefSeq and is a predicted model, not a curated record.
AUGGAAAGACGAGUAUUUCAUGUAAAAAAUGAUGCUGUUCAAUUGCCUGAUAAAGAGUUUGUUCGACUGUAUAGAGUCAAUAAAAGAAUAGCUGAAAAUGUUAUUUAUAUUGUAUCGGAAUAUAUUAAUAUUAAUGAGCGAAGAUCAGCAUUAGAUGCAACCACACAGGUUGUAACAGCUAUACGCUUUAUGGCAUCAGGAAGCUAUCAAACAGAUAUAGGACUUAAUUUUAAUUCAGUUAUAAGUCAAUCAUCCGUGAGUAGAUGCAUUGCAAAUGUUACGACAGCACUUAAUCAACCAGAAAUAUUAAAUAGAUGGGUUAAAUGUCCUUCAACUUUGAAAGAAGUUAAACGUAUAAGGGAUGGAUUUUGGCAAAACUAUCGAUUCCAAGGAAUUAUAGGAUGCAUAGAUUGUACCCAUGUAGCAAUAAUUGCACCUCCUACACAUCACCCACAAUUUCCAGAAUUUAUAUAUGUAAACAGGAAGGGGUAUCAUUCUAUUAAUGUUCAACUGGCGAUUCUGGAUAUACCUUGA